This is a messenger RNA of Seminavis robusta, 636 nucleotides long. The record is from the annotation of a GenBank genome assembly. Lineage: Eukaryota; Bacillariophyta; Bacillariophyceae; Naviculales; Naviculaceae.
GUAUGAUUGAGAUUAUGGCGGCCAUUCUCUUCAAUGUUGGUGUUGUCUAUUGCGGCAAUGAGUGACUAUGAAAGAUUGCUGAGCUCGCUGAAGCAAUGUCUUAGAAUCAUGGUGCCCUCCAUGGUGGGGAUGACCAUCUUUUGUAUGCUCAAACCAUCCAGAAGAUUGGAGACAUCUUUUUGAUGAUGAGCGACUACCAUGAAGCAAUGGAGAGCUACAGCAGGGCUCUUGACGUGAUAGCUCGUGAUGCACCCCGGCACAAGAGUGUUGAUGGAUAUCUGCGGAAUCGAUCCGGCUGACAUGGACGAGUCUAGAAUUCAACCAGGCGAUGAUUACGAGAUGGCUCCAGUUCCAGAUGCCGCGAAGCAGGUGCUCGAGAAAGUCCACGGUGAUCCUUUGCCUCGAAAAGCUGCCAUGGCCAGCAUUCUGCGCAGGAUCCUACCACCCAGAGCCAUAACAGAUACAUCCCUGCUGGACAGCUUUGCAAGCAUUCGAAACACAAUACGAAACCCUCGGGGAUUAUCAGCUACAAACCUUGUGGCUGUUUCAAGUGUGCCCGAACUCUUCUCUGACCCAGAGUCCCUUGGUGUGGAUGGUGUUGGAAAAACAACGCUUGAUGUUUGGAAUUUCUCGUAG